Molecule: messenger RNA, 1329 nt
Organism: Eremothecium gossypii ATCC 10895
Lineage: Eukaryota; Fungi; Ascomycota; Saccharomycetes; Saccharomycetales; Saccharomycetaceae
Gene: TGL1
Product: sterol esterase
Exons: 1
Coding region: 1-1329 (442 amino acids)
Molecular function (GO): hydrolase activity, acting on ester bonds
Source: RefSeq, marked provisional
AUGCAGAAGCAGACAGAGGCCGCUGAAACGAGAAGCAGGCCCCAGGGCGCCCGCCAGCUAUUGGGUUAUGCGGUGGGGUUGACUGCACUGGCCGAAGUGCUGCUCUGGCAACUGUUUCGCUUGAUUCUUGCAGUGUUCUGGAAGCGGGAGCCAAAGCAUGGGAGGCCAGACGCUGGCCGCGUGCUCGAGGCGGAACUAGCGGCAGCCCGUGACAUAUACGACAUGUGCCGUCUUUUUGGGGUUUCGCUCAGGACACAUAUGGUACGCACAGAGGAUGACUACCUGCUUGCGGUGCACCACAUUCCCGCGAGCGAGGCGGGCGCGCCAGUCGUGUACCUGCACCAUGGCCUCAUGAUGUCCUCGGACAUCUGGUGCUGCAGGCUCGACCGGCAGGAUAGCCUUCCCUUCGUGCUCGCAGCAAGCGGUUACGAUGUUUGGAUGGGCAACAAUCGCGGUAACAGGUACUCUACCAAGCACCUGCGCUGCGCGCCGCAUGACGAGCGCUUCUGGGACUUCUCGCUGGACGAGUUUGCGCUGUUUGACAUCCCCAACACAGUAGACUACAUUCUCGCUGCCACCGGCGCCCGCACGCUCACCUGUAUCGGGUUCUCCCAGGGCAGCGCUCAGCUCUUUGCCGCGCUGUCUGUGCACGCAGGGCUCAAUUGCAAAGUUUCGCGCCUUGUGGCCAUUGCCCCGGCGAUGACCCCGCCCGGCAUGCACCACCGCCUCCUGGACUCCCUCAUCAAGUUCACGCCGAAUCUGACGUACCUGCUGUUCGGCCGCAAGGCCCUGUUGUCGAGCACCGUGCUGUGGCAACGCCUGCUCCCACAUGGCGUGUUUGACGCGCUCAUAGACCGCGCCCUGUGCCUGCUGUUCGGCUGGCGCAGCGCCAAUAUCGCCCCCGAGCAGAAGCACGUGUCCUACUCAAAGCUGUACUCCACCACCAGCGUCAAGUGCAUCGUGCACUGGUUCCAGAUCCUCAGGGCACAGCAGUUCCAGUUCUUCCACCCUUCAGACUGCCUUUUCCACAGCGUCGCACGGCCUUAUGCUGUGGCCCACUUCCCGACCAACACCUCCAUCACAGUCCCUACCAUGCUUAUAUAUGGCACCUCAGACUCCCUAGUGGGCAUCAAUGUCUUGCUGAAGAACCUGCCUGGGCAGCGUUUGGACAUCGUCGCUGUGCCGGGUUACGAGCACUUGGAUCUAUUAUGGGGGAGAAAAGUUCGAGAGCUUGUCAUCAAGCCUUUGCUGGCUCUUCUCGAUCACGACAGCCGCACUCGUGCAGAGGAUAAAGCGAGUUCCUGUCAAACGGCGGGGCACCAAGUAUGA